Molecule: messenger RNA, 1969 nt
Organism: Spirodela intermedia
Lineage: Eukaryota; Viridiplantae; Streptophyta; Magnoliopsida; Alismatales; Araceae
Source: the annotation of a GenBank genome assembly
AUGGGUAGGCAAAUGCUCGGCUCUUCGAUUUGGAGUCCUCUGCAAGCUCGUUCUCGGGUUUCAAUCGGAUUUUUCUUCAUCUUCCGCUUCUUUCUAGGCCUUCAGAGGUGAUGUGACGAUCACAUAAACCUCCAUGAUAUGCCGUCCAUUUUUCUCUGACGAUGGAUUUAUCGCGGCUUAGGAUGGAUUUUUUUGCGAUUUGUGUCCUUAGUUUGUUUUGUUUGUGAUCGGUGCCUUUCCUUGUAGCGAGGAUUAAACCCCAUGAGCUCCGCACCAAGUCGAAAGCCGACCUACUUAACCAGCUUAACGAUCUGAAGACGGAACUCGCCUUGCUGCGAGUGGCCAAGGUCACUGGAGGCGCCCCCAACAAGCUGUCUAAGAUGUAUGCUUCUUGGUUGCUCUGAAGGUUGCAAGGCUAUACAUCUCCCUCAAUAGCUGAUUUAAUUAUUCUGUGCCAAAUGUUGCUGCAGUAAGGUGGUGAGGCUUUCCAUUGCUCGGGUGCUCACCGUCAUCUCUCAGAAGCAGAAGGCUGCAUUGAGGGAGGCGUACAGCAAGAAGAAGUUCUUGCCGUUGGACCUGAGGCCGAAGAAGACGCGUGCUAUCAGAAAGAGCCUCACCAAACAUCAGGUACUAUUAAAACUGCUUCAUCAGUUGUUGACAGCGUACCCAACAUUUUUAGUUUCAUGUCCUAAUUCGUUAUCUAUGAACACUUGUUGUUUCUUAUACAGUGUCUUUAUAAGAAAAUGUACGAGUCCUCGAUUCUAUAAUUACUUCAGAGGAGAUCCCCACGAUUUAGUUGGGAGGCAACGUACUCAUCUCUUGAUUUCAAUAGUAGCUGUUUGAUUACAGCGUCUGACUUUCUCUAGGUCAUGUGGAUUCUUUGGUAUACAUUCCAGAUGUGAAGUUCAUGUAGGAAAAGGGAAAAAGUCCUUUUCUUCUCGUUAUAGGAUGAAUAAUUUGAUGUCUAGUGAACAAUACGAUAAUAUUCACCUGUCUUGAUAAAUAUCUUUUAAGAUGCACCAGCUGUUUCUGUAAACCCGCGUUAGUCGGCUGAAACGAGUUAAAUCUGUCGCAUUUGGAGGAAAUAGCGUUUCGUGCGUUUGGCAGGCAUGAAUUUAUUUUGGAUAGGAUAGCUAUGUUCGUACGAGACAUUAGAUUUCCGGUUCAUUUAUCAUACUUGCAAGAUGGUAGGACCCCUCCCCCCGGAUCACCUUCCAGGAUGAUAGGAAUUCAUUAGGUUUUUUUUGAGAAACUUUUAAAUCGGCGAAAAUCCUCAUCAUAUAAAUCACUUUUAAUAGGAAUUGGAGUUUAUGUCCUCGAUUUCAGUCAACAAGCCAUUUCCUGCGUCAAGGGUUGAUGCAUAUGUGCAGAUGAUUUACCCAUUAGUCUUACCUGAGGACUUGAUCCUUGAGCGUCAAGUAGUGUAAUUGUAAGAAAGUUUGAUAGAAAAAAUUACUCUGUUCGUUGUGAAACAAAUAUUUCCAACUAUAACACGAUAUUUUGCGACAUUUUUCUUUUCGAACCAGAAUCAAAUAUUUAGAAUUAGAGGAAUUUAUUCGGAUUCAGUAAACAAAUCGUCUUCUUUUUCUUUGUAGUGUUUCUUCUUCUCUUUUUCCAUUUUUCACCAGGUCACUGGUGAUGAACUAGUACGACAGACUUUUCUUGACUAAGAGUCAGGCUAGGUUUGUUUUGGUCGGAUCAAUCCUGUGAAGUUGACUUGACUCUCGAACUAUAUGCUGAUUUUUUUCUUAUAAUUUCGUAUCAUUUCUAAUUGGAGUAAGAAUUGCUGGAACUGUAUUGGUUCAAGCGUUUGCACCGUAGAUUCACGCAUUUUUUUCUGUAGAUAAGUUCUGGGCUAGUUAAGGCGCUGACUUCUUCUUUUUUCUUGAUGUAGUUGUCUUUGAAGACCGAGAGGGAGAAGAAGAGGGAGAUGUACUUCCCCCAGAGGAAAUACGCCAUCAAGGCCUGA